Messenger RNA from Peronospora belbahrii, 879 nucleotides. The record is from the annotation of a GenBank genome assembly. NCBI's taxonomy places the organism in Eukaryota, Oomycota, Peronosporomycetes, Peronosporales, Peronosporaceae.
AUGCCAAAGUCAAAAGUCUCAAUAUCGAACACGCAACGACAAUUCACUGCGUCAUCUUCAAUGUCAAGUUACUAUAUUGCCAAUGGUAUACCACCUUUAUCUGUUAUACCAACGCAUCUGGAGCUAUCGAAUCAAGUAAGAAACGUAUUGGCAAGACAGAUUGCUGCUGCUGUUGAAGAUGUACUGGACAGUAUGAUGCAUGAAGAAACCGAGGAUAUUCAUUGGCAUGAAAAGAUGCGGAAGGAUGGAAUCGUCUACUAUGAAGACAAGGAGAGCGUGACGAAGGAUCAGACACGAUUUUGCUGCGUCAAUAUCACGGACGCUUCUGUCCAAGACGUCAUUAGCCUGUUUGUUGUGUCCGAUACAGACACGCUACUGCAGCGAUGUCGUAUCAUGUACGACAACAUUUUGGACGCCCGGAUUCUUAACAUGCUGGAACACCCAUCGGACGAACGUCCGUUGCGUUCGUCCUACAUACGCUACACUGCAUUUAAGGCAAGAACACUGCAACGUAACCAUCGCGAUAUGUACGUCGUCGUGUCCACCGACGUCAUCCAAUGUACGGACGGAUCAACGUUUGGCUAUUGCGUCUGGGACUCACUUAAUCUACCUGAUGUGUCCCAGUUGGAUGUACCACAUGGUUUCAUUCGAACUCGCAUGUUUCGUUCAGGAUACUUUGUGCAAAACACAGGGCUACCUGAUGCCCAGACUAAAGUAGCUUACAUUGUAGGUAUUGAGGCGGGUGGACUAGCCCCACGACUUACGACUCGAUACUACAUGCCCCGAUUUGGAGAGGUUCUCAGCCGAGUUAUUGCCCAUUUCUAUCGGAGACAGCUUGACCCCCUCGACAUUCGUACGUCAGUCCGAAUGGGCCGAUAA